AUGGUUGAUAUAACCAGGGUAGGCCAGACGACUAUCCACGUUACGGAGCCGCCCUCCGUCGAGCACCCCAAGAUCACACUCUGGCUGGAAUCUGUCUAUGUCCUACGUGUCCCGCUUCGGGGGGCCUUAUAUGAUCUGAGCGCAGCCGGUCGAGGGAAUACAUGCGGGGUAGUUAUCGUGGAUGACGAAUGGCCAAUGGAUUACCACCCGAUGGAUUUCAGGCCGGACGCCAUGGCCUCGGCCCGUACGUUUUCUGCACCUCGAUUGGAGCUGGCGGAGGCGUAUGAGCAAUGUGUGACAUGCUCCGAGCAGAACAUGCUCCUCGCCAUGGCGGCACGGCAGAUCGGCGACCUCUGCGGCAAGACGGCCGACUGCUACACGUCCCUGCAUCAGAGGGGCCACGGUGAGCCUGACGCCUCGCCAGCAAAGCCCCGGCGCAGUCACUCCGCCGACCUGGUCGACAUUUCGGUAUCGACAUGUCGGGUCAAUCGACGGGAGCGGCUCUAUCUGCUGGGAAGUCUAGUGACGCUCCAGACGUUUGAGUUUCAACGAUCCAUCGACACCAUCAAGUCGCGACAUCAAUCUAAUCAGCGGUGA
Molecule: messenger RNA, 597 nt
Organism: Aspergillus campestris IBT 28561
Lineage: Eukaryota; Fungi; Ascomycota; Eurotiomycetes; Eurotiales; Aspergillaceae
Exons: 2
Coding region: 1-597 (198 amino acids)
Source: RefSeq, a predicted model, not a curated record